UGGUAGAGGAGACAGGAGAUCUGAUUAACACCAAGAUGGCUCCGGUGCGCUCUGCAAUGCGUUCGUGUCCGCUUUGCCCUAAGGUCGUGGUCGGCUUCAGUCAGCACCUAAGGCAGGUGCACAAUGUGAGGAACACGGAGGAGAGGGUGAUCCUUUGUCAUUGGCAGUCGGGCCGCGUCAAUAUCAGGCAGGAGCCGUGUCCAGUGACGGGAUGCUCCGCCCACGUCAGCAGGCUGGAACGGCACAUGAACUCGCACACAGAACUCAACAGAACGCAGAGGAGACGGGCUUUGGAGGAGCUUAGGAGACAGCUGACCAUGGAGCGGCUGGCCACGCUGAGGGCAUCCAACCCUGUCAUCCCACUGGCCACCGAUUUGGACAUUGUGGAAGCUGCAAAGCAAGAACAGGAGGAGGACUCUUUAGAUUCACGGCUAAAGGAAGAGGAAGAGGAGGACGUGGGCUGCGAAGAUGAUUCCUGCCACUGCCAAGCGGUGAUCCUGAGGCUGCAGAAAGCUGUGCAAGAGAGGGACGAGGCCCUGACCAAGAGCGGCGAGACCAUCCAAUCCGUUAGAGAGGACAACCUGAAGCUGACCUCUGAACUGAACAGAGCCAGGAAGAGGUACGAGCUACUGAGAAGGCAGACGGCGAGGUCAGCAAAGAGGUCCAGGUUUCAGGCCGAGCAGUCUCCUCCUGGGUCAGACACGGAGCAAGAGGAACUGCAGCAGGACCAAGCCACGGGUUCAGGGUCCUGGACAGAGGAGGCCACGGCGUCCGGAUCUAGCAGCCAAAUUCCCCUCCCGGGCUCUGCUCUGAGUGUGUUUAUGGAGGGAUUCAGGAAGACCUGUGAGGGCCCCAAUCCAAACGAUAAGAUGAAGGAAAAUUGUGACGCGAAGUUCAAGAGGGUUCAGCAAUUUGUGAUGUACAUGGCAAAGGACGAGAUUUACCCUUCCACUCUCGCUUUCCUGAAAAACCAUGACAAGAUGAGGAGAUGGGUUCAGACCCUUCAGAAGAACAAGGACAUCGCCACGGUCACCAACUACACCUUGACUAUCGGUGCAUUUCUUCAAUACGCCGAGGAGACACCGCCACCUGGCUGCCGGCUGACCAGAAACCAAUGGAGGGGGAUCAACCGGGUGAUGAAGGGAGCAGCUUCACCAGGCCAAGGUCAAAAAUGUACUCCAGAACGCCGACAGGGAAAGUUUGGCCAACUUCAUGCGCCACGACAUCCAGAUGGCAGACAACUUAGAUCCGUCCCAAGCCAGCAAAACCAGUGCCCUCCUCGAGGCGGCGUUGAAAGUGGAAGAUACCACGGUCGGCUCAGAGAACCAUCCCUCACCUCCAAGCGAGAGAGGACGACUCCCCCUCCGAGCGGAGCACCACCCCUGAAGAGACCAAGGUGCAGCACCAGGAGUCUGCCACGUCCGCCAGGGGAAGAGGAGGAACGGACGGCCAGACAACCUCUAGUAAGAGAAGCUAUUCCUUGACAACACGUUAGAUUACAAAGAUGGCGCUUGUACACCAUGUAACAGUCAAAGAACAAGCAGAUGAUCCUCAGGCGCCGUAUGGUGGCCACCGUCAGUCCUCCUCCAACUAAAGAGCAUGUCGCCGCUCGCCUCCCCCCAU
Molecule: messenger RNA, 1623 nt
Organism: Coregonus clupeaformis (lake whitefish)
Lineage: Eukaryota; Metazoa; Chordata; Actinopteri; Salmoniformes; Salmonidae
Exons: 5
Coding region: 36-1484 (482 amino acids)
Source: RefSeq, a predicted model, not a curated record